AUGUAUAUGAUUCGGAAAGGUGCCCCUUUCUCAACUACAGCGGAUCCAAGCGUGCUGAAGGCCUCUGGCGGUCAAGCAGUGCAACUUCUUGGCAACAUCCGGAGUAUCUGGAAGGAACUGCACAGCUCUCCAGGAUACGCCAAUACCCGUGUGGGUGUGGCCAGUCGAUGCGAUCAUCCAGACUGGGGCCGUGAGUGCCUGCGCAAAUUUAUGAUUGAGGAUGGCGUGUCCAUGUGGGAUGUUGCCGAGGGGGGUGAGCUUGUGGAGAUUUUCUUCAGCAGUAAGCGGGAGCACUUCAGACGACUUGCUGCAAAGACUGGCGUGGCGUUUGAGGAUAUGCUUUUUUUCGAUGAUGACCCAUCGAACAUCCAGGAUGUUUCGCAGCUGGGUGUGACCUGCAUCGAGACCCCCGAGGGAGUGACAGCUGAAGCCUGGGAAGAAGGCUUGAAGCAGCACUCAAAGCGAAAGGCUGAUGCCUCGCGAAGAGCGUGCUGA
Symbiodinium natans is the source of this 495-nucleotide messenger RNA. NCBI's taxonomy places the organism in Eukaryota, Dinophyceae, Suessiales, Symbiodiniaceae. The record is from the annotation of a GenBank genome assembly.